CCACAUUUCCAUACAUCGAGCAAAUGCUCAAUCUUUGAGUGUACUUUCCUUAUCUUAAAAGCUGUAUAAACCAAGGCUUCUUUAAGUUUUUAAUGCAUCGCAUACUCGAUUGAAAGCCGUAGUUGCAGCAAACUGUUUGCCCCCCAAAUAGAAGCUGGUUCCUCUAAGGAGAUUAUGAGCUCUAGGAACAGAAUUUAUGGUGUAUGUAAAGUGCAUUGGAAAAGCGACGGUGUCUCAGAAAUCUGUUUUUAGAUUCUGAAAAGAUUGCUCUCUUACCUCAGUUUCCUUUGACUCAAGAGCAACAGAAGUCUGUUCUGAAACUGCGAAGAUGUAAGAGUUACAUCAAAUUUUUUGCACCUUCAAGCUAGUCAACACAUUUUAGUCAAUGACUCAGGGGCAACAACACAUUUUAGUCAAUGGUAAACUCAAGUACAUUGGCUAACAUUCUAAAACUAUUCUAUAAUAAUUUUGAAAGACUAUUCUACAAUAAUUUGGAAAGACUAUUAGAAGUGUGCAUAGUGGCUUUGUUCCAGAAGUGGCCUCAAGACAAAAACUGGUCUGGAUUUACUUCGUCAGGACUUUUAACUUCAAAAUGCUUGCUUUUGGGCAAAGGCACUUUUAUGGUUUUGGCUGAGUAAUGCAGACGGGAUAUAUGGAUUAUUGAAUAGUUGCAGCAGCGUUUCUCGGGUCUUCAAGGGCCAGAAUUUUGUUUUUAAGCCUAGCUGCAAAAAUGACUUCAAAACAGAUUAAAAAUAAAAUAGUAAUCCGAGAAGUCCCUUGUGCCAAAAAGAAAACCUCGAUGCAAGCGGCAUCACCUUGAAUUAUAUGUACUUUUGUACAUGCGAAAGUGGUUUACACAAAGGUGUAAAAAGGUUGACAUUGCUCGUAAAGUACAUAUUGUUUUAAAGAAAACGUUUUGUAAGCAAUGUAACUGCUGUGACUCCAAUGUGACUCAGAAAUGUUAAUCAACUUUUCAAUAUCCAAUACGCUUCGAAAAAAAGAAUUAUGCAAUUUGUUUCCCGUAUUUAUCAGAAAAUCAGAAAGUACCUUAUGACAUUCAAACCAAAGAACAGUUUUUCUAUAGAACUGAGAAUUCACUAUAAAACUAAGAAGAAUGUCGAGUAUGAUUGGAGUGAAGUCCAUUUGCGCUAAGAUUUAAGCAAUUUUUAAGAAACUCGAAGAAUUCACUCCUUGAAAAAAAUAAGGAACUGCAUGACUGCGAUUUGCCAUUAUUUUUUAGAUAACAGAAUGUAUGGAAUUGCGAGUUUGGUAGUGUAUUUCUUUCCUUCACACAAUGAAGAUAAUGCUUCUAGCAUUAAUUAUAUAAUUUGCCAUUCUCCCACGUGCCAUGAACAAUCUAACCUGAUUUUUCAUGAAAUUGAAUAUAUAAUAUUCCUAGCCUGAUUGUGUUUUCACGGUUUAUUUCUUUUUGGCACUUUGUUUUAUAAUAAGCACGCAUUCCACACUUUAAUGACCAACCAAAGAGGAAGAGAAAACCUCUUUUUCUACUUUAAUACCUGUUUGCUGUCCAGCUUUAACUUUGAAAGUCUUAUAAUGUUUUGCUGUGGAAAUUGUAGCACUUUCAACAACGAGAAAAUUUCGUGAGUCUUCGUUCAAAACUUUGCUACUUAGGAAACUGAAAUUUUUGAAACAACUUUAAUGACCAACUAACUUGUUUUUAACAUUUGAUAUUUCCUUUGAAAGGAUAAUGUUUCAUUAAGUGGGUCGUUAGCAUGUGUUUAUUGUGUAAAAAACUUGUCUUCGACCGUUUAAAAAUUCAUUUUUACUUGUCUUUUCAUAACCCUAUUUUUACUUGUUCCUGGGGCACUCAAAUUUUUUCAGUUAAGGAAUUAUCUGUACUAAGCCUAAAACCAAAUUCUGAAAGAAAAAAAUACUUGUCGUUGAAGGGUGAUGCGAAACUACAUUUGCCAAAAAAUGUGCUGCUUUAGCAGACUACUUUUCAAUGAGUGGCAUGAAUGGCUUUGCUAGGCUACUUGAAAAUAUUCUAACAUGGCUGUUUCUUGUUGUUUUUGAUGAGUUUACUUCUGGUGACGUCACUACAUCCAGCAAAAACAUCACCCUCCAUCGCAGAGGCGUUUAGCCCGGACAACAAAGGUUGGUUGCUUGCCACAGCCUCUGCGAUGGAGAGUGUAACACCAUUGUACGUCGUAAAACUUUGGCCUUUUUGCAAUUCCGUAAAUGUGUUUUGUUUAUCGCAUUCCGACUACACACUAGACGUGUGAUUUUUCACCCCUUCAUAAUAAUAGGCGGGCAUAUGUAAACAGAUCUGGUUCUGAACUGAAGUUCUCUGCAUUGAUCAUUGUGAUUACAUGCCAGAAAUAAACAGGUUAUGUCAAUUAUUGCUGUGUAUGUAGGCGUUUAUGGUCAUUUUAUUCGCUUCUGGUUUUUAAUGAUCUUGCCCAACCUUGCCUCAAAAAUUUGAUCGAAGUGGAAGCGAGCACAUGACAAGGGGACUGCUUUGCAUCAUCAAUGACGAGAACUGUGCUGUUUCAAGGUUUAUUUUAGGGACACUUUUCAACAAUCGAACUGAUAUUUAGCCUGCUGCAAAACUGCACAUUGACAACUGAUGCUCUUCCAAUAUCUUCGUGUAAAGUUUUUAAUCAGCGAAUAAGCUGAAAAACAAAAUGACAGAGGUGUUAGAUCUUCUUUCUGACUCAAGGAUAUGCAAAGGAUUCGAUGUCAUGUUAUUACGCGCAAUAAUUACUGGCCAAGUGUCUUCAUAUUUAGCAAUUUAGUGUGGAUUUUCCUUUAACAAACUCUUUUCAUUGUUUCUUGAAAUCGAAAGAAAAAUUUGGUCAGAUUCAACGGGGUGUUUAUAUACCUCACCUUGGAGUCCACUUCAAGAUGCACAUUUCCAUUAUCCCUCCAAAAGGUAAGGAGAUCGUUGUUCCUAAAACAAGCGAAUGUUUGAUGAUACACGGACGCGAUCUGCUUUAUUACAUGUAUCAAGAGCUCGAUAUUGUUGCUUACAAAGAUUACUUUGGCCUAACUUACUGUGGCGGAAAGGAUGGCAAGCUACGGUGGUUGGAAGAGGACGAUCAAAUGAGAAAACUUGAGCAGAGUCUUGGGCGAAAAAUGACAUUCCAGGUAGCAGCAAGCUGUCACCCGGAAGAGCCAGAGGAAACUUUUGAUUGUAGACCAAGUCGACGGCUAUUUCGUGACCUGAUCAAAGAUAAACUGCUCAAAGGGCAGUUAGGAUGCGAAGUUGAACUACAUGCGGAGCUUGAUGCAAUUAUUCUACAAACAGAACAAGGCGACUACAGUAGCGACUAUUCCAGCUACGAAGAAGCUCUUCUAAACCUGGAUAUAUGUAGCCCAACAUACUUAAGCUGUGGCAAAAGCCCAUCCGAGGCCUAUUACCUUAAACUGGUGAAGCAAUACCACAAGAAAUUAGCUGGUGUUUCCAAAAAAGAUGGGGAGAGAAUGUACCUCUCUAGGUUAAGAGAUAUUCCUUUCUACCCUUACAAAGUAUACCAGACGGUCGAGCUUAACGGUGGAAAUGUCUCUGUUGGUCUUAGACAGAAAGGACUGUGUGUUUUAGAAUAUGGCACAUGUGAAAGAUUUGUUGCCCCUAAAAUCAUCAACGAGUACCUCUGGUCUGAUCUUCGCUACUGCACGCACUCGAAGCAUAAAGUUCGGCUUGGUGUAUUCUCUGGUGCUCAGAUGGAAGAACUUACAUUGAAAAUCAAAGGACCGAGGGGUGUUGACGAAGGGAACUGCCUUUUUAAAGACAUCACAAAAUAUAGAGACAUAUACCUGGCGAAGAAAUGUGAGAAUGUUGGCAAGGCCGAAAGAGCAGCAAUCCUUAUGCUAGGAGGAGCUAACAGUGGACCAGAUCGCAAAAUCAGCGCCUUCACAGAGUCGAUUGAGAACUCUUUUCGCAUGUUACGUCAGAGAGCAAAAAACCAACCUCUUCGUGAGUCCCUGGAGUAAAAACAUAAAACUUAUAGUCGGCAAUGUGAAGAAUGAUCGAUGCGAAAUUUUGUAUUUUGAUCUGUGUUAUUAAGUGAAAUAGAAAAGUGUGCCCUGGUAAAAUAAGCAUUUUGUUGGUAAAAUAAAGUUUACUGGUAAAUUUUUCUGCGGGACUUUUCAGUGAUGAAAUUUCAUCAAUCGAAACAACAGUUAUUCAACCUUUAGAUUUUUAGUCGGUUGAAUCUGUCACCCAGAGGCGAAGGAGCGUACUAAAAAGGGGGCAGUACAAUAGAAGGGGCAAUUGAAAAGCACGCCCACUGAGAAAUUAAAAUUCUUUUUUGGCUGCAGUAGCCAUUGAGCUAUACAGCUUGACAAGUCUGUUACUUGACAAGUUUAUUUUGGACAAUGUCAUAGCACUUCUUAAGACAAAUAUAACAAUAUUUGAGUAUGCACUUUUUGAAUUGAGUUGUCUUAUUGUUAACAAGAAGACAAUGCUGGAUAAGACCUGGAUAAAAAAUCUUCUCGAUUUAUUUGAAUUUAUCAAAAUAUUGUUUGCGACUAUCGUUGCGCUGUACAAAGUCUUUUGCAUCCUUUUAAAAUCUAUCUUAUCAGUUCUUUGCGGAUGAGAAUAAAGCAUCAGUUGUUGCUUCUCCGUUCUAUUGUUCGAGGCAGGCUUUUAGGCGACUUCUCUCUAAGUCUAAGGUGAAGAAAAAGGGUGCUUCCCACAAUAACUUCUAGGUGCCUCGCCCAAGUGCCCUUAUCGCUAUCCCUCUCACACUUAAGCUACUCUAGGCCAGGGCUAUCGAGAGCAACGCUAGGCCAAAGGGCAGGCCCAAUGCUUGGCCGCUCUUCACAUCCAAUUAAGUAAACCCAGAUGCAUUUAAUAUGAAUUUAAAAUGUAUAGAAGUUUAUUUGCUUUAAGUAUUUGAUUGUAAAGCAUGCUAAAUUUCUCAUCCCAGUACAGAUAUAAUUUGUGAUGUUUUUCAGAAUCAUAUUUUAAACAGAGACAGUUCCAUUGCCAGAGGGCCCCUCUUUGUUUAAAGGCCCAGAAGCAGUUGUCUCUUUGCCCCCUCUUGCCCCAUUUUCCCCUCUUGCUCCCUUUUCCCCUCUUGCCCCCUUUUCCCCCCUUGCCCCUUGUUGGUAGGUCCGACCUUGACACGAUAUUGGUAUCAAUUGUCAUCUGUUAAUGAUUAUAUUUUAUGUUCAAUGGUAGCUACCAAGAGGCGUUUGAGAAAACCACAAUGAUCAUAUUGAUCUUAGCCCGAUAUAUAUUAGUAUCAAAUACUCUUUAUUCAA
This is a messenger RNA of Rhopilema esculentum, 5229 nucleotides long. Its product is annotated as E3 ubiquitin-protein ligase MYLIP-B. The record is from RefSeq and is a predicted model, not a curated record. Gene Ontology annotation, biological process: actomyosin structure organization. Gene Ontology annotation, cellular component: cytoskeleton. NCBI's taxonomy places the organism in Eukaryota, Metazoa, Cnidaria, Scyphozoa, Rhizostomeae, Rhizostomatidae.